This is a messenger RNA of Sphaeroforma arctica JP610, 1980 nucleotides long. RefSeq lists its product as hypothetical. The transcript has 12 exons. Bases 1 to 1548 code for a protein of 515 amino acids. Gene Ontology annotation, cellular component: small ribosomal subunit; ribosome. Lineage: Eukaryota; Ichthyosporea; Ichthyophonida. Gene Ontology annotation, molecular function: RNA binding; structural constituent of ribosome. Gene Ontology annotation, biological process: translation. The record is from RefSeq and is a predicted model, not a curated record.
AUGUGCUCUGGUCACCAUGGUUACCCGCAAGCUCUCAAGUUGAUACGUCCGCAUCUUUCCUCCCGCCCACAGGCGAGGACUGUGCUACGGAUGAGCUCUAGGAAAGCUGUGACUGGCACACAGCCAUCGAGCUACACGCACACAACACUAUACAACAAUCUACGCACACGUGUCAGUGCACGCGUGUACUCGACAGAACCACUAGCGGCGGAAACGAAGGAUGCCAGUGACGACAAUAAUAAGAACAACUCCAAGCACAAGGCUACAGCUAAGGGCACCAACAACGGGAAAGCAACUCCGUUGCUCAAUGCUCUGGAUGGCUUCAACAUGAAGAACCUCCUCAACGAAGACUAUCUAUCACCUCGGGCGGCCGAUGACGUCCGCGAUGUCAAGCAGCGUAGAGACUAUGAUCCCAAUAGUGAACCUUAUGAGUUGGAGUGUAAAGUGGACACGCGGAAAGGAACGGUUUUCGUCUCAGGGCUCGAGAAGACCACAGAGCGGGUGGUGGCGAGUAUCUUCCCACCGGAGAAGCAAGCAGACGGGACUAUGCAGGUGACCAACGAAUCCAUCCGCAAGGAGAUGCAGUACUGGCUGCCUGAGGUGUAUCAGGGAGACCCCACCACACCUUCACUACGCCCCACAAAGCUCAGAGACCAUUACGAGCCCACGUACGUAGAAGCAGCGUACAACCUGCCAGACGAAUAUUACGCCGACUCAGAUGACGAGAGCCGAGACGACAGACACCCCGAGGACACUAACCCGAAGAACACAGUGAAGAUAGAGAAUGGGCGUCCAGUGUCGCAGGCGUACUUCACGGGAUAUGCCGAGUUCUACGAUGAGUACUACAAACUCGAGGAGAUCCUCAUCCGCAUGGGCCAGAAGAAAUACCCCAUCUCCCCACCCCCACCACAACUGUUGGCGGUGAACGCGCCGUUUCUGACCCAAAAAAUGAUGGAGGCGCUAAUCGGUGCGGAAUUGCGAGCCAUUCACUACCGCCGCAUGAUUGAUGUCCUCAACACCAUCAUCAAGGACUCUCGUUACCCGUACGUACUCGAUCUACUGAUGCCGUACCUCAAGCCAGGAGCACUCGACGACAAGAAGGUCAAACCAAAGGUCUUGGAUGAGAAGGGUCGAAUGUACGCCACUGGGAAGCGUAAGGCGUCUACUGCGCGCGUGUGGAUCUCCAGAGGCAACGGCAAAAUGAAGGUCAACGGCCAACCCGCGUCCAUCUACUUCAAGAGGGAUUCGGAGCGGUACAUGCUGGUGCAUCCAUUCCUGGCUGUGCAACAGGUGGGCAACUUCGAUGUCAUGGCAACCGUCACUGGUGGCGGAACUACAGGACAAGCCGGGGCCAUCCGUCACGGUAUCACUCGUGCGUUGUACUAUCUCAAUCCCCGCUUCAAGGGUACCCUGCGAGCAGAGAAAGUACGUGAAAAAACUAAGCUCUCGCGAGAGAUCAACUUGGUUACGCGCGAUCCGCGCGUCGUGGAAAGGAAGAAAUCCGGACAGAAAAAGGCCCGAAAAAAGUUUGCUUGGGUCAAGCGUUAAGCUACUGUGCAUAUCUGUGGGUGGCUGUCUAUCUCUGUAUGCCGCUGGGGUGGGUAUAUCGUCCCGCUACUGUCAUACUGUCUGUCACUCUGGAGGAGAAUCCUGCUACGCACACAUACAGCCGAACCCUCUUGUAUAGAAUUUGCCAUAGCAAGACCGCUACUGCGGGGGUACUUGCUGUAGUUAGUUGGUGAUGGGUAGAUAUAGUGGAGGUAUAUACAUAUAUAUAUUUAUAUCGAGACAUUCCACCUCAUAGUCGGACGCUGUAGUGUAGGUGUAUGUAGAGUGGGUGGGUAUAUAAAGAGUGUUUAUAACCAGGUGCCGUAAGGGUUGGGGCAAACAAAGUGGGGCUGUAUUCGCGUGGAGCUUACAGUGCCGCGAUGAGUGCUGCGCUGGGUAUCUCACAAGCAAAGUAAAAAGGCUUAAUCUCGA